AUCUAGGAUACAACAAAACUUUAAAAAGCUCAGACUUUGUAAAUAAUCGUCUCACAAAUAAUAUGCAGAAUGUGCAUCCAAUCGGAACAUGAUACCAUUCUGUAGGUGAUGCAAGAAUGUAGGAUUAGAACUGUCCGGAACACAGGCUUACAAAUAAAUCCAUGCAGAAAGGAAUAGCUCACAAACUGUGUAAAACGCUUAUCUCCUCUUUUCAAGACUUUUCCGUGUGGCGAUAUUUCAAGUGUAUUAAAAUGGCAUUCUACAAAACUUCAACAGAACAUGAGAGAAUAUUUUGUGGAGACAGCUGAAAAGUAAUACUUUGGUCUGGCCUUGUUUGUUGCUACAUGACCAAUGGCAAGAACAGUUGAAAAAUAAUACGAACAUAAUGGAUACCGAAGAAAAGGAUACUGUGAAAAAAUCCGUGACCGACUUUGGUAACGAGACGACCAUCCACGGCCUCCAGUUCGUCGUCAAUAAAAAGAACAUCAUCUAUCGCCUAUGCUGGCUGGGCAUCUGUACCACGUUCUUAGUUGUCUUCCUCAUUCAGGGAAACGUCAUCCUCAAGGAUUUCCUUCGAUGGCCGUACUCGACGAAGAUCGACAUCGUUGGACGGCCCAACCUGGCAUUCCCGGCGGUGACCGUGUGCAAUGCAAACAUGAUGAGAAGGUCGCAGAUAGAAGGCAGUAGGUUCGAAGACCUUGUCAAUCUCGAUGGCGGAGUUGAGGGUGCCGACUAUGAUUACUCAUGGUGGUUUUCAUCGGCAUAUAGAAACUGGUACGCCUCGAGUUCCGCAUCAUCUUAUGGGCAAUCUAGUGAUCAGAACUCGAAUGGUAGAUCGUCGUCUUCAUCGCAAAGUGACUCAGCGUCAUCAUCAGAUGGUCAAUCUUCUUCCAGUAAUUAUGACCCCUCAUCGUCGGAGGAAUCAUCGUCAGCGUCAUCUGGAGAGUCGUCUGGAGUGACAUCUGAUGGUCAGUCCUCUUCCAGUAGUUAUAGCCCGUCAUCGUCGGAGGAAUCAUCGUCUGCUUCAUCUGGAGAGUCGUCUGGAGGGACAUCUGAUGGUCAAUCCUCUUCCAGUAAUGAUGGCCCGUCAUCGUCGGAGGAACCAGCAUCAUCGUCACCUGGAGGGUCAGCUGAUGGGCAGUCCUCAUCCACUAAUUACGGCCCGCCACCGUCAGGGUCAGUAUCGUCUUUUGGGUUACCAAAUAGCGAGUUCCCAGCACCUAAUUGGGUUAACGAGUGGUCAUGGUACGAUCCCUCGUUCUUUGCUGACUUUGAAUUUUCUGAAAACGGCUGGGAUGGAGUGUCUGGUGGAGAAGACUGGCAGGGCUUCUAUGAGGCCUCCAAAGCCGAUGACUACAGCGACUUUCUUAACGUCAUCAACCCGACGAAGGAAGAGCUGGAACAGUACGGUCACCAGCUGGAAGAUUUCAUUGUGCAGUGUACCUUCGAUCGUCGACCAUGUAAUAUCAGCCGGGAUUUCCACGUUUGGCAGAAUCGUCACUAUGGUAACUGUUUCACCUUCAACACAGAAUUGUCUCCGGACAACAAGAAUAUAUUGACGGGCAAAACAGGAGGUCUUAAUGGUUUACAUUUGACGCUUUUCGUGGAGCAACCCGAGUAUCUAGGCGUUCUCUCGCAUCAAACGGGGGCAAAGGUCACCAUUCACCAUCCUAAUGAAUAUCCGUUUCCGGAAGACAAUGCCUUGUCUCUGGGAACCGGACAAGAAACGUCGAUAGGGAUUCGACAGGAAUACAUCAAGCGACUGGGAGGCUACUACACGAACUGUACCUCUGACGGGAAGGAUACUAACUUCACCUCCACCACUGAGUUGAGUUAUUCUUCGGUGGCAUGUAAAAAGAUUUGCUACCAGCUCCAUCUCAGUCAAUUAUGCAAAUGCGUUGACGAUCAAUUCUAUGACGGUUUCCCCACAAAGUGUGACGUGCUGAAUAUGACCCACCAAAUCUGUCGGAAAUUUGUGGAAGACCUGUUCCUCGAUGACAAGUUACCGUGUAGCUGCCCUCCGCCUUGCACAGAAUUCAAAUACGUAAGGACGCCCUCGUCAUCGCUUUGGCCAUCAGAACGCUAUGAGGAACAUUUAUUGCGCCGAUUGAAUGGAUCUGCAAAUGAAAAUCUCAUAAGGGUACUACAGAGCAACGAACUAAGCAGAAAAAAUCUGAUUCGCUUGAAGAUCUUUUAUGAAGAUCUUAACUACGAAGUCGUAGAAAUGGUACCGGUGUACACGAUCCCUAGCGUUCUUGGUAGCAUCGGUGGUCUGAUGGGAUUGUACAUCGGAAUGUCUUUCAUCAGCGUCUUCGAAGUCCUCUUCCUUGUCCUCAGAUUAAUCAAGAUCGCUCUCAUCAGAAUAUAUUCCCGCAUCAACCGAGUCCAACCAUACCCCGUUAAGAACGUUUGAGGAAGAAAAAACGUAACACAGUUGUUUUGCUUAUUUGUUUGUUUGUGUGUUCGUUUUAGCUAUGACUUACGAACACGAAAUGUAUGCAGUUAGGCCUUUAACAAAAAUGUUGUAUUGCCCUUUAAGUGCCAAAACAUGGGUCGGUCGGUCGGUCGGUCGGAAAUCUAUUUUUGGUCUCCCUCUUUAGGCUGAUAUUUCCAAAGUUUGAAUGCUUUGAUACAUUUUUUUUUCUAAAAAGAGGUUUAAAAAAAAAAAAUCCUUAUUAAAACGCCCACCGUAGAUUUCAAGAUAUUUGGGUCGCGCAAAGGGCAAUACAACAUCUUUUUUGUUGACCCCUUAUCUAAAUCAAAAACCGUUUUCAAGACAACUAUACCUCGUCGAGUAAGUUUGCAGACAACUACGCCCUUUUACGUAUUACCCUCUUUAAAGUUU
Molecule: messenger RNA, 2845 nt
Organism: Strongylocentrotus purpuratus (purple sea urchin)
Lineage: Eukaryota; Metazoa; Echinodermata; Echinoidea; Camarodonta; Strongylocentrotidae
Product: amiloride-sensitive sodium channel subunit alpha
Exons: 10
Coding region: 386-2413 (675 amino acids)
Biological process (GO): sodium ion transmembrane transport
Cellular component (GO): membrane
Molecular function (GO): ligand-gated sodium channel activity
Source: RefSeq, a predicted model, not a curated record